CUGUUCCGAUAUGAUUUGUUGUAGUAGUUCAGAAAGAGUGAAUUAAAGAUGAGGGCGACACUUUACCUGUGUAUUUUCCUUGUCAAUCCAGUCGAUUUGGUUUUUCUUUGUUGGGUGCGUCAUAUUUCAAUGCAAUAAAUAAUCGCGAUUGUGUUAUUUUUUUCUUAUCGAUAGGAAAUUAUUCGUAUUAAUAAUACAAGGAAGAAUAUAAUAAAAUGAUUAAAGGGUUAUAUUUUAUAGAUUAUCAUGGAAGACUGUAAAAUGCGUGAAGUAGAAACAACAUUAAUUAUUACUAGAUAGUUAAUUAAAUAUUAAAAAAUGGAAUUUAUUAUUAAAAAAACUACGUGUAAAGAUGGUGUCGAUUCGUGGAAGAAUAAAAAAUGUCUUAUUGAAGAGGCAUUCAAAUCGAUGGACACAGAUUCAGAUGGUUAUUUAAAUUAUUAUGAAACUAAAACAGCUAUGAAAGCUUUGGGGUUAAGAAUAAAUAAAUCUUUUGUUUUAUCGACUAUUCGCAUGUACGAUAAACGUGGUGAUAGCAAAAUUAGUUUUGAUGAUUUUUAUUUCGUCGUAUUUGAAAAGUUGAACAAGCAAAAUCCUAUAGAUCAUCUUAAGUAUGUGUUCAAGAUUUUUACUGCAGAAUCUUUGAUAGAUAAAAUUAGAUUGGAAGAUUUACAAAGAAUUAAUAAUAAAAUUGGCUGUAAUCUGACCAUCGAUGAAAUGCAGCUUAUGAUCAAAGAAUUUGAUAGGAAUCAAGAUGAUUCUAUUGACGAAGCUGAAUUCAUUGAAAUGAUGACUGAGUCAUAAAAUUAAACCAAGUUAUUAGAAAAUUGUAUGGAAAAUUAUAUUAUUUAUUUCAUCGGU
This is a messenger RNA of Polistes dominula (European paper wasp), 861 nucleotides long. RefSeq lists its product as uncharacterized. Lineage: Eukaryota; Metazoa; Arthropoda; Insecta; Hymenoptera; Vespidae. Gene Ontology annotation, molecular function: calcium ion binding. Gene Ontology annotation, cellular component: myosin II complex. The record is from RefSeq and is a predicted model, not a curated record.